Molecule: messenger RNA, 11055 nt
Organism: Selaginella moellendorffii
Lineage: Eukaryota; Viridiplantae; Streptophyta; Lycopodiopsida; Selaginellales; Selaginellaceae
Product: chromatin structure-remodeling complex protein SYD
Exons: 52
Coding region: 68-10711 (3547 amino acids)
Biological process (GO): positive regulation of transcription by RNA polymerase II
Cellular component (GO): nucleus
Molecular function (GO): DNA binding; ATP-dependent chromatin remodeler activity; ATP binding
Source: RefSeq, a predicted model, not a curated record
AGGGUUCUUCAGCUCCAGCGAUGGAGUAGCGGGCGCUGCUGCGAUUCUCGCCGCUCCCGCCGCUGGGAUGGCUGCGGCCUCUCAAGCUCAUGUAGAAUCGGAGGCUACCAAGUUUUUGCAGAAGGUUGGGCAGGAUCUCAAGGAUGAGCCGCCGCGGCUGGCAUCUAAACUCUUCGCGAUCUGCCAGCAUAUGAAAAUGACUGGGAGGGAGCAAACUCUUCCAUUCCAAGUGAUAUCGAGAGCUCUCGAGAAGGUUUUGACAACGUAUAAUCUGGACCACAGCGUUUUGGGAUCAUCAUCUCGAGGUCCAUCAGCACCCGGUUCCAGCGGGUCUCAUGAAGCUGGGUUGAAGGAUGAUCAGCCGCGGCAGCUGGAAGAGAUGUCUCAUCCGUUUCUCGGACAUGAUGCUGGGCGACGCUUCUCUUCGGAUCAAACUGUUGGAGCAGGAGCGUUUCCAGAUGCUGGGACACCAAACUCGCAGCAAAAGCGAAAGCUGCCCGCUGAUGAAGCAGCGGGAAUUUCUUUCGCGGCCAAAGGACACGCUUUCAAAACACCACGGCUGGAUGACGCGACCGUCGUCAGCCCAGAGCACCACCUCUUACGAUUGAAACAGUUGCAAGCACAGCAGCAGCAGCAACAGCAGCAACAGCAGCAAGGCUUGGGAAGCUUGGACAUGUCAAAGGCAAUGUCCGCAGUGCGAAGAGCAAACUCUGGUGCUUCGCCGGAGUCUGGAAAGGCCGACUUGCAGUCUACAGGCUUUUCGGGAGGCGUUCCUACAGAAGGUGGCGAUGGCAUGUCAAGUCCACAGGGAAAUCGAGCAGGAGCAUUCAACUCGUAUUCGCCCAUACGUCCUUCGCAGGGAUCUUUCGGGCCUCUCGAUCCUCAGCAACAUAUUCACGAAGCUUUUGGCCUGCCUAGGCCCGGUGAGACCUUUCGACUGGGUAAAGCUGGAAGCUUGACACCACCACCGGAGCAAGUACACAUGCAGAAUACCGGAACCUUGCAAAGUCUGGAAACGCAGCUGCCUCCGAAAUCGUUUGUAAGUCCUGGAAAGGCUUACGUCUCUGGGCCAAAUGGAGGUCCAUUGGCUGUUGGGCCUUCGCCUUUCAGUGACUUUCAGCUGAAACAACUCAAGGCUCAGUGUCUCGUGUUUCUGUCAUUCAGGAACAAAACCGUACCAAAGAAGUCGCAGCUUGUGCUAGCACUGCAAUCUCAACAGGAAAUGCUGAAUGCUGAAGCAGCUAAUGCAGGGCCAUCAACAAUCCAACCGCAAAAGCCUGCAGAUCCUCCUGUUGAGUCCUCUGAGGCUGCUGAGCAGGACUCUAGUGCUGAAGCAGAAAGAGACUCGGAAUCCGGAAGCCUUCCAAGCGCCAAAACUCCGGCUGUUGCCGUCCCUCCUCAAAAUGCAAACAAGGAAGCCGAGUCCGUGAAGAAGCCCAAGGUGAAAAAGAAAUAUCCACCUAUAGAUCCUAAUUUGACACCGGAGGAGAGGAAGGUGCUAAUCAACACGCGGAGGAAAGAAGCCAGGGCGGAGGCCAUGGCCGCCCGAAAGGCGUCAAGAGCCGCGGCUAGCGCUCAGGCGGCAGUAGCGGAGGAGAGUCCCGAUACGUCCGCUCAGGAAGUGGACACUCCUGAAGCUAAGCGAUCAAAGGUUGACACGCAGGUGGAUCAGGUGCCUCGGGAGAAAGAACCGGUUGUCUACGAGAGUCUCAAAAAAGACAUACCAAGGCAGUUUCAGAGUCCAAGUCCAAGUCGGCUAAAAGCUGUGACCAGUACUCCUGAAAAUACUACUGCAGCUGCAACUGUCAUGGAGCAUGAAGAAACGAGGAUGGCAGCCUCGUCUAUCCAACCUUCAACAAUCGCCAAAGAGACGUCAAACUACGUUACUUUACCGAAUGGAGAUCUCAUUCCCAAGAACUACCUGAUAACUUUGCCAAACGGCGAGCGCGUGGAACUUCAAAGGCUAUUGGAGUCGGCGAAAUCCUUUCAGACGUCCCAAACAAACUCGGGCCAAGCCGCAGUUUUAAGUUCGCUCACCAGAGAGAAAGCGCAAGAUCCAGCUUUUGAUGGUGGAACAUCUUCUCCAGCUUUCAAGCUUCAGGACCCGGGACUGCAGCAGGCAAGUCAAGGACAGUUGCAGAGACAUAUAUCAGCUCAAUUGCAAGGACACAUAUCAUCACAGUUGCAAGGACACACCUCGUCACAGUUGCAAGGACAUAUAGUAGCGCAAGCGCAAGGACACAUGCAGACGCAAGUGCAAGCACAGGUCCAAGCGCAGUUGCAACCUCCGGUUCAACCGCAGUUGCAAGUUCCAAUUCAAACGCAGGUGCAAGCUCCGACUCAAGCACCGUUCCCAGGGCCUGUUCAAACGCAAGUCCAACCUCAGAUUCAACCACAGGCGCAAGCGCCGAUUCAGGCACAGAUGCAAGCACCGGGGCAAGGACAGAUGCAGCUCUUAAACAAUGGCGUGACAGAAGUUACAACUUCCCGACCAGCAACGGCUGAGCAGGCUGAAGACUUGUUACCGGGAGAGACUCCUGUUUAUUCUAGCAAGCCACAGUACAGCACCAUCGAUAAGUGGUCAAUAGACGAACGGAGAAAGAAGUUUAUGGCGGAUCAAGUGUGGGUACAGAAGCAGAGGAAAACUGAAGAGAACAUCGGAACACGUUUUAAUGAGCUUAAGGCAAUUGUAAGCUCGUCCGAUGACUCGUCAUCCAAAACAAAAAGUGUUAUUGAGCUCAAGAAGCUUCAACUUCUUCAACUUCAGCGGAAAUUGCGAAGGGAAGUUUUACACGAUUUUUUCAAAGCUAUUGCCCCAGAAAUGGCUCAGUUGCGAGGUAUGAAGAAGAAUCGUCCCUUGAGGCGUCUCAAACAGUUGGAACGCUUGGAGCAAAAGCAAAGAGAGGAGAGAUCUCGACGAAUUAAAGAUAGGCAAAGAGAGUUUUUCAAGGACAUUGAACUUCAACGAGACAAGCUGGAGGACUGGAACAAGGCAAAGAGAGAGCGCUGGAAAAGCUUUAACCGCUAUGUGCGGGAUACUCAUAAGAGGAAGGAUAAAGUCCAUCGGGAGAAGCUUGAUAAAAUACAGCGUGAGAAGAUUAACCUUUUGAAGAACAAUGACGUGGAAGGCUAUCUUCGAAUGAUAAAGGAUGCAAAAUCUGAUCGAGUUGAACAACUGUUACGAGAAACCGAGUCUUAUCUAGAAAAGCUUGGAACAAAACUCCAGGAGCAAAAGAAAGAGAUCGGCAGAUCGGACAGCGACCUUUUCAAUCAGUUCUCUGUCAUGACUAAGAAAGAACAGUCGUACGACCAAGCUGAGCACUAUCUGGAAAGCAACGAAAAGUAUUACUUACUCGCUCAUAGCGUGAAAGAAAGCAUUCCGUCCCAGCCUGCGAGCCUCCAUGGUGGCACACUUCGAGAAUAUCAAAUGAAUGGGUUGCGAUGGCUGGUAUCACUGUAUAACAAUCAUUUGAACGGUAUGCUUGCGGACGAGAUGGGUUUAGGAAAAACAGUUCAGGUGAUUGCUUUGAUAUGCUAUUUGAUCGAGGCCAAACAUGAUCGAGGUCCUUUCCUAGUCGUUGUACCUUCAUCGGUGUUACCAAAUUGGAUGUCAGAAAUUACUCGAUGGGCUCCCAAUGUUAUAAAACUUUCAUAUACUGGUACUCCUGAUGAGCGACGUCGGCUGUUCAAGGAACAUAUUGUCCAGCAACAAUUCAAUAUUCUUGUGACAACAUAUGAGUAUUUGAUGAAUAAGAACGAUAGACCAAAAUUGAGUAAGAUACGUUGGCAUUACAUUAUAAUUGACGAAGGUCAUCGGAUAAAAAAUGCAUCUUGCAAACUGAAUGCUGAACUGAAGCAUUAUCAGAGCAACAAUAGGCUUUUGCUGACUGGCACACCUAUUCAGAACAAUCUCGACGAGUUAUGGGCGCUGCUUAAUUUUCUACUUCCCAGCAUCUUUAACUCUUCGGAAGACUUCGCGCAGUGGUUCAAUAAGCCAUUUGAAAGUGUUGCAGACAACGGAGACACUGAGGCGCUGCUGACGGAGGAAGAAAACCUGCUUAUUAUCAACCGCUUACAUCAAGUGCUGCGUCCAUUUGUAUUGCGAAGAUUGAAACAUAAGGUUGAGUAUGAACUUCCCGAAAAGAUUGAACGCUUGGUUCGCUGCGAGGCUUCUGCUUAUCAGAGGCUCCUGAUGAAACGUGUAAAAGAAAAAAUGGGAGGAAUUGGUCAUGCAAAGGUACGAUCAGUGCAAAACACGGUAAUGGAACUUCGAAACAUAUGUAAUCAUCCUUACCUUAGCCAUGUCCAUACGGAAGAGGCCGAAAGCUUGUUACCUUCUCAUUAUCUUCCUACUGUUAUUCGUCUUUGCGGGAAGCUGGAGAUGCUUGACAGAAUUCUUCCGAAACUAAAAAAAUCGAACCACAGGGUGCUUCUUUUUUCUACCAUGACGAGACUGCUUAACGUUCUCGAAGAUUACCUUACAUGGAAGGGUUAUAAGUACUUACGGCUUGAUGGUCAUACUAUGGGAAGUGAACGUGGAUCACUUAUCGACAGAUUUAAUGCACCUGACUCUGAUGCGUUCUUGUUCCUUUUGAGUAUCCGAGCAGGCGGCAUAGGCGUGAACUUGCAGGCUGCUGACACUGUUAUUAUAUUUGAUACUGACUGGAAUCCACAAGUGGACCUUCAAGCUCAAGCAAGGGCUCACCGAAUCGGCCAAAAGCGUGAUGUUCUAGUUCUGCGCCUUGAAACGGUGAACACAAUUGAAGAGCAAGUAAGGGCGUCUGCAGAACACAAGCUUGGUGUCGCCAAUCAAAGCAUUACUGCAGGAUUCUUUGAUAACAAUACCAGUGCUGAAGACAGGAGAGAAUACCUGGAAUCUCUUCUAAGGGAGUCCAAAAAGGAAGAAGUCGCUGCAGUUCCGGACGACGAUGCUCUGAAUUAUCUUUUGGCACGCAGCGACGAUGAAAUCGACGUUUUUGAAUCUGUCGAUCGAGAAAGACGUGCCGAAGAAGAAAUCAUAUGGCGAACAAUGAACAAUUGCGAAGAUGGCGAUGAGCAUCCAGAAAUGCCUCCACGUUUGCUCGGAGAAUCAGAGUUGAAGCCUGUUAUGUCGAUUAUUCACAAGGCUGAUGCAAAAAGAAAAAAGACAGCUAGCUCGUUGGAUACUCAGCACUAUGGCAGAGGAAAGCGGACUCGCGAGAUACGUUCGUAUGGAGAUCAAUUAAGUGAGCAGGAGUUCGAACAGUUGUGCAGAGCGGAGUCGCCAGAACACGAGAAAAAACCAGAAGUUGUUGUAGGCACCAGGCCUCGCAGAAAAGGCAAAGCCAGUGUCAGCGCAGAUGAUGAGAAAGAUGUGACAUACGUUGAAGAAGUAGAGGUAGUAGAGGAACCACCAGUUAAAAGAGGUCGUGGUAGACCAAGAAAAAAUCCAGAAGCAGUUCAGCCACCACGAGGCAAGGCGCAUGCAGCAGCUGAGAAAGAAGAGCCUAUAAACCUGGACACUCUUAAGUUGAGAACGGACACUUCACAAGCACCAGAGACAACCUUUAAGCGUUUAAAGAAAGCUGUACAAGGAGAAGCGAAGAAAACUGAAACAGAAACCAAAUCAGAACUAAAGAAAAGGAAAGUUUCACCCAUGGUCGAAGAGAAAGAAGAUGAUGAAGAAACUACGACAGAUGCUAAAGCACGGUCUGAAACUGGUAGCAAAACGUUCGCCAUUUUACGAGCAGCUGAUGAUGUCAAAGUAGCGCGGACUGGGAUAGAAAUUAUCACUCCGGCAGUGAAGGUUGCUGGAACUGAAGAUCUCACCAAGAGGCAGAAAAGUGAACUUGAUGACAAGUCUGCGAAUGCAUCAAGCCCCGACAGUGAACCUGAAGAACCAGAUUCUUCAAAGUCUGACAAAGAAACGGACAACAUCGCACGCGAUGAAAUUCGUACUACAGCUGGUGAGAUCGUCGAAAGUAUUGAUGCUGCGCCAACUUUACAGAACAACGAUAGCGCGAUCAGUAGGUUUCUGGAAUGUGACACAGAAACGCAGAAGCCUCAGGGUGGUGAAGUUGCUGGUUGCGAGCAAGGCGUCACAAAAAAUGACAGUGCUGAGAUUCUCAGAGAGAAUUUACCAUCGGAAUCUAUGGAUGAGCAACCGAAAGACUCUGUCCCUGAAAUCCAAAACGUCACUGGCAAAGAAAACGAAAUAGUAUGUGCGACUGGCGUUGCGGAUCAUGCAAACGAAGACCCUGGAACCGGUGAUGGAAGUGCUGGAAGCGAUUCUGGGGAUAAUUCUGCUCUUGACGUUUCAAAGGCUAUGGAAGACAAAUCUUCUAGUGUCGCAAGCCAUUCCGGAGAGUCUGGGCAUGGUCCUGAUGCUGACGACAAACUUCCUGACGCCUCGGAGGGUGUUUCAGAUAGUAAGCAUUUUGCUGCUAGUGCGGACGCUGAGCAGGUCGAUAGUGAAACGGAUAGGAAUAUCCAGGAUGGGAUUGAUAUGGGCACGACCAUUUCCCAAGAAAAGUCUCGAAGUCCAGGAGUUGCCGUUGACAAGAAAGGUGAACCACCUUCACUUAGCGAUAAACUUCCGUCCGAAAACGUCGAAUCAGAAGACCGUGAAGCUGAGCACAUGCAUGGAGAUCUGGCUACUGGAUUAACUCUUGAAGGGAGUGAUGAACCUGUGGGCAUUUUAAGCUCAAACAAUGAACCACCUUCACCCAGCGAUAAACUUGAGAGCGCACUAUUUCCUGCUGCCGCAGAAUGCAAGGAACCCGAAUCGGACGAGCUUGAACCAGAGCACAAUCUCCAAAUGCAUGAAGAGUUGGAUAGGGGAUUGACUCUUGAAGAGGGUGGUGUUACUGAACCAGCUUUCUCCAGCGAUAAACUUGACAGCAAGAAAACUGAUUCAGACGAGCGUAAAGCCGAGAACUAUGAGGACCAGCUGCAAACGCAUGCAGAUGUCGAUAAUGGAUUGGCUAUUGAAGCGAGUGAUGAUGUCGGUGUUUUACGCGUAAAAAUGGAAACUCCAGCUACCCAAGACGAUAGCUCUGAGACUUUUCCUGCACACGAGAAGGAAAUUGAUCCCCAAAAGGAAAAUGAAGGGAAUUAUUUCCCGCGGCUUGAUACUCCUGAAAUAUGUCUCGAACGUAAUGAUACGGGCAGCGCUAAACUUCAGACUUUGCAUUCGACUUCGACAUUUAUUACGGCAGAAUCGACAGAGGUUGGAAAGGUCGCCUUAUCAACGGAAGGUAUUAUCAAGAUGCUACCCGAUAACUCUUUACCAAUUGAAAUUCAAUCCCCAACACGUUUUACGGACACUGAAAUAUCCGAGAACCAUGGGAAUGAAAGGGCUACUGAUGUACUUCAAGCUGACAAAGACAUGGAAAAGGAGAAUGUCCCUGAACCGGCAAGUUAUGAAAUUGGCUCUAGGCUGGAUGAUGGCAGUAGACGUUGUCUUUUUCUGCGUGAGGUCAAGGCUGAGGAAACUUCUACACCCGAAGGAUCUGACAAAAAUGGUGACGACAGGAUUCCUGAGAAUGAACAGGCAGGCAAAAGUUUACAUGCAUCGCCUCUUGUUGAUGGAUCAGGAGACGUCGAAAUGGCCGAUGCUCGUGGUGAAGAUGUAGCAGAUGCUAAUGUGGAGGAAGGAAAUGCUGAACGUGUCAUUAUGGAGGACGCAGAAAUCAAUCUUCUCGAUUCUCCCUCAAGCUUUAAACCUGAAGUUGCAGCUGGAGCUGAUCUUGACGAAGUUGAAGGCCCAAAGGCAGGACAAGAUGACGGAAAAUCGAGUGAUGACGUCGAAGGCUUGACGGCAGAAAGAGCUGACGGAGUAACUGAAGGCUCACAACAGGAAAGAGCUGGUGGAGUGAAAUCAAGAACUGAUUCAGAUGAGGUUGAAGGCUCGAAGACGGAAAGAGUUGACGGCGUGGAAUGGGACAUCGGCACUGGUGUCAAACACACUGGUGAGGACGCGGAAACGAUCUUUGGGAUUAUCAAAGCUCCAGAGAACGAUUUUUCUUGUAGGAUUUCGGUAGACAAGGCUGGCCCAGAUAGUACUGAAGAGUGUUCUCCCAAAGAGACGCUUACGGCUAAGGCAGUUGCGGAACCGAAUGAAAAGCCAAAUAAUACUUCUUCGGCCAGUAAAUCUCACAUUGGCCACGAGGAUGAAGCAUUUUUGUACGCUAUCAAUGAUAGUGAAAUUGGCAAGGACAAGUCACCAGAAGUACCCGUCGAACCUGACGAAAACACGACUGUUGAUAGUAAAGAUCGUUUGGAAGACAAUCCGGAUGUGGUCUUAGAGGAUGCGACUACUCUGACGCCUCAUGAAACCCCGGCUAGUGAGCACAUGAAAUCACCUCCAUGCGACGCCGAAUGUGAGGGGCUUAGUUUGACGGAGCCUGAGAAUGAAGUUGGUAAAGCCAUCGAGAAAACCAACGAAAUGGACGAAGAUGAUUUGGUUGACAGUGGUAUGUUGACCGUCGGAACUGCUGAAGUAACUAUUCAAGCCACGGAAUCGAGCACCGUCGAAGGAACAAAUGAACAAGUGACUGAAAUUGUCACUGUCGUUAAGACUGCAGAAGAUACUGCCGUCGAAAUGGAAGUUCAAACCUUGGAGCAUGCAACCGUUGAUAUUCAAACGACAGAGGUUUCACCUGAAGCCUCGGAAGCUCAAAACAAUCAAACGGACGUCAUUCUUGAAGUGGUGACAGCGCCUCGCUUAACAGAAGUGGCUUCUGGUUCUUCUGAAAGGUUUCUUUCUCCUCCUCCUGAAGUAUCAGAUAUUCCAGCACCGCAUGCAGAAGGCACAGAAGAGACUACAGCAGUCAUUGCCGUCAAAAAGGAAAUUGAAACCAUGGAGCAUACUACCAUUGAUAUUCAAACAACAGAGGUUUCACCUGAAGCCUCGGAAGCUGAAAACAAUCAAACGGAGGUCAUUCAUGAAGUGGUGACAGCGUCUCACGUAAUAGAAGUGGCUUCUGGUUCUGAAAGGUUUCUUUCUCAUCCUGAAGUAUCAGAUACUCCAGCACCACAUGCAGAAGGCGCAGAAGAGACUACAGAAGUUACUGCCUUCGAAAUGGAAGUUGAAACCAUGGAGCAUGCUACCGUUGAUAUUCAAACAACAGAGGUUUUACCAGAACCUGAAUACAAUCAAAUAGAGGUCAUUCGUGAAGUGGUUCACAUAACAGAAGUGGCUUCUGGUUCUUCUGAAAGGUUUCUUUCUCCUCCUGAAGUAUCAGAUACUCCAGCACCACAUGCAGAAGGCACAGAAGAGACUACAGAAGUUACUGCCUCCGAAAUGGAAGGUGAAACCAUGGAGCAUGCUACCGUUGAUAUUCAAACAAUAGUGGUUUUACCAGAAGUUGAAAACAAUCAAACGGAGGUCAUUCGUGAAGUGGUGACAGCGCCUCACAUAACAGAAGUGGCUUCUGGUUCUUCUGAAAGGUUUCUUUCUCAUCCUGAAGUAUCAGAUACUCCAGCACCACAUGCAGAAGGCACAGAAGAGACUACAAAAGUUACUGCCCUCGAAAUGGAAGUUGAAACCAUGGAGCAUGCUACCGUUGAUAUUCAAACAAUAGUGGUUUUACCAGAAGCUGAACACAAUCACACGGAAGUCAUUCGUGAAGUGGUUCACAUAACAGAAGUGGCUUCUGGUUUUUCUGAAAGGUUUCUUUCUCCUCGUGAAGUAUUAGAUACUCCAGCACCACAUGCAGAAGGCACAAAACAGACUACAGAAGUUACUGCUGUCGAAAAGGAAGCUGAAACCAUGGAGCAUGCUACCGUUGAUAUUCAAACAACAGAGGUUUUACCAGAACCUGAAAACAAUCAAACGGAUGAAGUGGUUCACAUGACAGAAGUGGCUUCUGGUUUUUCUGAAAGGUUUCUUUCUCCUCCUGAAGUAUCAGAUACUCCAGCACCACAUGCAGAAGGCACAGAAGAGACUACAGAAGUUACUGCCUCCGAAAUGGAAGUUGAAACCAUGGAACAUGCUACCGUUGAUAUUCAAACAACAGUGGUUUUACCAGAAGCUGAAAACAAUCAAACGGAGGUCAUUCGUGAAGUGGUGACAGCGCCUCACAUAACAGAAGUGGCUUCUGGUUCUUCUGAAAGGUUUCUUUCUCUUCCUGAAGUAUUAGAUACUCCAGCACCACAUGCAGAAGGCACAAAACAGACUACAGAAGUUACUGCCGUCGAAAAGGAAGUUGAAACCAUGGAGCAUGCUACCGUUGAUAUUCAAACAGAAGUUUCACCUGAAGCCUCAGAAGCUGAAAACAAUCAAACGGAAGUAGUGACAGCAUCUCACAUAACAGAAGUGGCUUCUAGUUCUGAUGAAAGGUACCCUGAAGUAUCAGAUACUCCAAUUGUCCAUAUCACUCCCACUGAAACCUCGGAGAGCGAGGCUGGUCCUCAGGAUGAGAUCGCUGAAAGCAAUGCAGGGUGCUUUGAAACUAGUCAUCAUGAGUCUCCAACACGCACCGAAAGUCUGGAACAAGGUGUCGAUACCGAGGAUAGAUCGAAGGGUGGGGGUUCAAAGAGUGAUGCUGGGGGAAAGGAAGCUGGCCAUGGUGAAGCUACAGAGAUUGUUUUCCAGGAAGUGAAAUCUCCCAGGACGGACACCGCUUCACUGGAAGGAUCAAGUCCCACAGCCUGCAAACGUACGGAAAGUCUGGAACAAGGUGUUGAUGCCGAGGACAGUGGUGAAGGGAAUAGUAGUGGGAUCUCUUAGGACGGACACAAUUUCACUGGAAGGAUCAAGUCCCACAGCCUGCAAGCUUGCCGAAAGUCUAGAACAAGGUGACCAUAAGGAGGACCGAGGGGAUAAGGAAGCUGGGGUUGUUUACCUGAAUCCUUGGACGUCGUGGAGGCUGCUCCACCACAAAGUAUAGGUGGAAUGGACGAAGCUGGCAGUCCAGUAGGCGGUGGAAUUGGGAGCACAGGGGAGAGAAACAUAGAAGAGAGCUCAAGGGACCAAGUUGAGAAGACUGAAACAGUACCAAAGGAGCAAUGAGAUUACUAUGUAUAUAGUUCUGUUCUAACAUUCCAUAAAGAUUUCUCUUCAGUAUUAUUACA